UUUCAUUUCCAGACUAUACGAUCCAGCGGGCACUAAUGUCUAGUUGUCUACGUACCCUCCCCUUUACUUUUCUGAAUGAAUAGUGACCUUAAUAUUAACCCCAAACGUGAAAAAGCAAAGCCCCAUCUUCUUCCCCACCUCUCUUCUCUUCUUAUAAGUGUCCCCCCACCCCAUCCUUCUGCUUUCAUGAUCCCUCCUCUUACUCAGUACAGCAACAAAAAACCACCCUCCACAUUCCUCUCUCCUUCCGUUCCUCAACCAACCCAUAUGGACGCCAUAAUGGUGUUCCUCUACGCCUCCCUCCUCGCCUGCCCUCUCUUCCUCCUCUGGAAGUGGCUCGACGGCCACCGCGACCGCCACUGCUACAUCCUCGACUACGAGUGCCACAAGCCCACCGACGACCGCAAGCUCGACACCGAGUUCUGCGGCGACGUCAUCAAGCGCAACAAGAACCUCGGCCUCGUCGAGUACAAGUUCCUCCUCAAGGCCAUGGUCUCCUCCGGCAUCGGCGAGGAGACCUACGCCCCGCGCAUGGUCUUCGAGGGCCGCGAGGAGAGCCCCACCCUCCGCGACGGACUCCUCGAGAUGGACGACUUCUUCCACGACACCAUCGGCAAGCUCCUCGCCCGCUCCGGCGUCAAGCCCGACCAAAUCGACCUCCUCGUCGUCAACGUCUCCAUGCUCGCCGCCGUCCCUUCCCUCACCUCCCGCAUCGUCAACCACUACAAGAUGCGGGACGACGUCAGGACGUUCAAUCUCACCGGCAUGGGCUGCAGCGCCAGCUUGAUCUCCGUGGGCAUUGUGUCGAACACCUUCCGUGCGCAAAAAAACAAGGUCGCCCUCGUCGUCACUUCCGAGUCGCUCAGCCCCAAUUGGUACGCCGGGAACGACAGAUCCAUGAUUCUCGCCAAUUGCCUCUUCCGAUCGGGCGGGUGCGCGAUUCUGCUCACCAACAAGCGCUCCUUGAGGCACCGCUGCAUCUUCAAGCUCAAGACCCUGGUCCGCACACACCACGGCGGGAAGGACGAGUCGUACGGGUGCUGUAUCCAGAAGGAGGACGAACAGGGGAGGCUCGGGUUCCACCUGGCGAAGAAUCUGCCGAAAGCCGCGACCCGAGCGUUCGUCGACAAUCUCAGGGAAAUCUCCCCCAAAAUCCUGCCGGUCACGGAGCUGGUCCGGUUCGUGGCGGUGUACUCGAUGAGGAAAUUGAAAGGCCUCGCGGCCGGAUCUGGGGCGAAGAGGGGGAAGCCGCCGGUGAUCAAUUUCAAAACAGGGGUGGAGCACUUCUGCAUCCACACGGGCGGGAAGGCGGUGAUCGACGGGAUCGGGGCGAGCCUGGAGCUGAGCGAGCAGGAUCUGGAGCCGGCGAGGAUGACGCUGCACAGGUGGGGGAACACGUCGGCGAGCAGCCUGUGGUAUGUGCUGGGUUACAUGGAGGCGAAGCGGCGGCUGAAGAAAGGGGAUCGGGUCCUGAUGAUCAGCUUCGGGGCGGGUUUCAAGUGCAACAGCUGCGUGUGGGAGGUGAUGAGGGAGUCGGGUAGCGGGUCGGGUUGCGGGGCGACGGUGUGGGACGAUUGCAUUCAAAGCUACCCACCAAACUCGCUGGCCAACCCAUUCAUGGCCAAGUACGGCUGGAUUAACAACGAGGAUCCCGCCACUUUUGUCCUCCCCGAAUGAAUAUCCUAUCCAACUGGAGAAAAAGAAAAAAAGGCAGGAGUAAUUUUUUUUUUACAGUUUUACCGCUUAUUUAUUUUUUUUAAAAAAAGUAUUUGUUAUUCAUAUUUCUUUCCACUUUCAUUACUCAUCUUCUGGUUUCUGUUUUAUACUGCUGGGAGGGUUGGUCUCUAUUUUCGUUUCGAAUUUCGAAAUUCGAAACCGAUAGUCGACGACAUCUUUUACGGUUUACACAGGAAGGUUUUUACGAUUUGGAAAAUUUUUUGUUUUGGGUUUUUCUUUAUAUAAUAAUUUUUUUGCGACUUACUUUUUUUUCUUUUCCAGGGUGAUAGUUUGUUUGUACACUAGUUGAUGAUGAUAUGUGUUGGGGAGGUUUGUAAUGUUAAUUAAUGAUGAUUAAUUGUUGAUUAAUUUCAUCGGGUUUUGGUUGGUGGAAUAUUCAUAAAUCCCGAAAUAGGGGUGGGAGGAGCUCUCUCCAAGAUUGCAUGAGAGACCGGGGGAGGUUGAAAUUAGCUAGAAUCUUAAUUGUUGCAGUUGGGAUUUGACUUUGGAGGGGGCUGCUUCCAUAAUCAUAUAUGUUCCUUCCUAGUCAUAUUGCUAUUUCCUUUUACCCUUCUUCCACAAAGUUGUAGCAUUUGGAGCAUUUACCGCUUUGGUGUAUCUAUUUCAAUUUUGUUGCCAAAUAUACUCGGCGUGAAUGAUGAUAUGUAUCCACCGUUUUCUAGAUUCAAGUGUGAAGGCCAAAAGUAACUGAGUCUUAUUGAAUUUUGGUUUUUGUGGAAUGGCAUUGUAUGCAAUGUAGGAAUGAAGUACAUAUCAUAUC
This is a messenger RNA of Linum trigynum, 2497 nucleotides long. NCBI's taxonomy places the organism in Eukaryota, Viridiplantae, Streptophyta, Magnoliopsida, Malpighiales, Linaceae. The record is from the annotation of a GenBank genome assembly.